This is a messenger RNA of Diceros bicornis minor, 2058 nucleotides long. Its product is annotated as FERM domain-containing protein 3-like. The record is from RefSeq and is a predicted model, not a curated record. The transcript has 13 exons. NCBI's taxonomy places the organism in Eukaryota, Metazoa, Chordata, Mammalia, Perissodactyla, Rhinocerotidae. Gene Ontology annotation, cellular component: cytoskeleton. Bases 316 to 1737 code for a protein of 473 amino acids.
UAGGCCUCAGCCUCCGCGUUUGAGGUCGCUCUUUUAGCGUCUCCGCGUGUCAGAGAGCUGGAGAAUGAUGGUGUUAAAAGUCUCCUGCGCAAGUUCUCUCCGAGCCUGAAGAGGUUAAGGGUUAAACCUGAACUCUGCCGCCAAAUGCAAAGAGUGGUCCUCUAUUGGCUCAAGAUUGAAAUAGCAUGUUUUUCGGCUCUAUACCCCGUAACUAUCCCACUGGGGAAGAAUGGCUGUCCUGGAGAAGCAUGUCGUGAUCACACUGUGGAUGUAGCACUGGCUUGAACCUAACAAGUCCAUCUUCAAGCAAAUGAAAUGUACCUCUUGUUCCUGCAAAUUAAGAGAGACAUUUUCCACGGCCGACUGCUCUGCUCCUUUUCAGACGCUGCCUACCUGGGUGCCUGUAUUGUUCAAGCUGAGCUCGGUGAUUAUGAUCCUGAUGAGCAUCCUGAGAAUUACAUCAGUGAGUUUGAGAUUUUCCCCAAGCAGUCGCAGAAGCUGGAAAGAAAAAUAGUGGAAAUCCAUAAAAGUGAACUCAGAGGCCAGAGCCCACCGGUUGCUGAAUUUAACUUACUCCUGAAAGCUCACACUUUGGAAACCUAUGGGGUGGAUCCCCACCCAUGCAAGGAUUCAACAGGCACAACAACAUUUUUAGGAUUCACUGCUGCAGGCUUUGUGGUAUUCCAGGGAAAUAAGAGAAUCCAUUUGGUAAAAUGGCCGGAUGUCUGCAAGUUGAAGUUUGAAGGAAAGACAUUUUAUGUGAUUGGCACCCAGAAGGAGAAAAAAGCCAUGUUGGCAUUCCAUACUUCAACACCAGCUGCCUGCAAACAUCUUUGGAAGUGUGGGGUGGAGAACCAGGCCUUUUAUAAGUAUGCAAAAUCGAGUCAGAUCAAGACUGUGUCAAGCAGCAAGAUAUUUUUUAAAGGAAGUAGAUUUCGAUAUAGCGGUAAAGUUGCCAAAGAGGUGGUGGAGGCGAGCUCUAAAAUCCAGAGGGAGCCUCCGGAGGUGCACAGAGCCAGCAUUACCCAGAGCCGCAGCUCGCACUCCUUGAACAAACAGCUCAUCAUUAACAUGGAGCCCCUGCAGCCCCUGCUACCUUCCCCCAGUGAGCAGGAGGAGGACCUUGCGCUGGGUGAGGGUAUUCCCUUACCCAAAGAAGACAAUAUUUCUGCCCCCUUGAUCUCCAGCUCACCGGUGAAGGAAGCCCGGGAGUAUGAGAAGCCCCCCCGCGAGGAGGAAGAUAAAAUAAGAGAAGAGCCCUUGACCAUCUCUGAACUGGCAUACAACCCGAGUGCCAGCCUGCUCCCCACCCCCGUUGACGAUGACGAGAUUGACAUGCUCUUUGACUGUCCAUCUAGGCUGGAGCUGGAAAGAGAAGACACAGAUUCGUUCGAGGAACUGGAAGCAGAUGAAAAUGCCUUUUUGAUGGCUGAAGAAGAGGAGCUGAAGGAGGCUCACCAAGCUUUGUCGUGGAGCUAUGACAUUCUGAGCAGCCAUAUUCGGGUGAACCCACUGGUCAAGAGUUUUUCCAGGCUCCUGGUGGUGGGCCUGGGGCUGCUGCUCUUUGUAUUCCCCCUGCUCCUCCUCCUUUUGGAGUCAGGUAUUGAUCUCUCCUUCUUAUGUGAAAUUCGCCAGACGCCCGAGUUUGAGCAGUUUCACUAUGAAUACUAUUGUCCUCUCAAGGAGUGGGUGGCUGGCAAAGUAAACCUUAUUCUCUACAUGCUGGGUUGCUCAUAAAGUUCAUAUCCCAUAUGACUAAGGGCUAUAUUCAAUACUAGUGAUUUGUUUUCUUCAGCAAAUGCCUGGUUCUGAAUGGUCCCAGGGCCAGCAACAGGUGUUCCUUACUCAUAACUGAUUAUUCAAACCUUUAAGUUAGCUUUCCAUAAUUCACUGCAGUUAAAUAAGUUUAAAUCAAAUACAUUUACUUUAGUUACAGUUCAGGAAGAUGGCCUUUAAAUAACCAAAAGUAUGUUUAUUUUUUAUUAUAGUACAGACAUACUCUUUAUCUAGUAUAUCAUAAUACAUAACACAUUGAGCUGAAUGAGAUUUCCCCUUUUU